Molecule: messenger RNA, 9438 nt
Organism: Rhinolophus ferrumequinum (greater horseshoe bat)
Lineage: Eukaryota; Metazoa; Chordata; Mammalia; Chiroptera; Rhinolophidae
Gene: F8
Product: coagulation factor VIII
Exons: 26
Coding region: 187-7245 (2352 amino acids)
Molecular function (GO): oxidoreductase activity; copper ion binding
Source: RefSeq, a predicted model, not a curated record
UUACUGCUUAGUGCUGCUGCUGUCACAUCCAGCAGAUAAAGCUCCCUAAAAUUCUCUGCAAACAUUUCGGGACUUUGCACUAAAUCAUAGAAAUUUUUCCUUUUUUUUCUCUCGCGAGCCGAAGACAUUUUAGAGAAGAAUUCAUCCUUCUUUUCUCCAGUUGAACAUUUUCUAGCCACAAGAGCCAUGCGAAUAGAACUCUCCACCUGCUUCUUUCUGUGCUUUUUGCCAUUCAGCUUUAGUGCCACCAGAAGAUACUACCUGGGUGCGGUGGAACUGUCCUGGGACUACACGCAAAGUGAACUGCUCAGUGAGCUGCACAUGGAUACAAGGUUUCCUCCUAGAGUGCCAAGAACUUUUCCAUUCAGCACCUCAGUCAUGUACAAAAAGACUGUGUUUGUAGAGUUCACGGAUCACCUUUUCAAUAUUGCCAAGCCCAGGCCACCAUGGAUGGGUCUGCUGGGUCCUACCAUCCGGGCUGAGGUUUAUGACACAGUGGUCGUUACACUAAAGAACAUGGCUUCUCACGCUGUCAGUCUUCAUGCUGUUGGUGUAUCCUACUGGAAAGCUUCUGAAGGUGCUGAAUAUGAGGAUGAGACCAGCAAAACGGAGAAGGAAGAUGAUAAAGUCAUUCCUGGUGAAAGUCAUACCUACGUCUGGCAUGUCCUGAAGGAGAAUGGUCCAAUGGCCUCUGACCCACCGUGUCUCACCUACUCCUACCUUUCACAUGUGGACCCGGUGAAAGACCUGAAUUCAGGCCUCAUUGGAGCCCUGUUGGUUUGUAGAGAAGGGAGUCUGGCCAAGGAAAGGACACAGACUUUGCAGGAAUUUGUACUCCUUUUUGCUGUAUUUAAUGAAGGGAAAAGUUGGCACUCAGAAACAAAUGAGCCCUCGAUACGGGCUAUGGACACCCCAUCUGCUCGGGCCAGACCCGAAAUGCACACAAUCAAUGGCUAUGUAAACCGGUCUCUGCCAGGUCUGAGUGGAUGUCACAAGAAGUUGGUAUAUUGGCAUGUGAUUGGAAUGGGCACCACCCCUGAAGUGCACUCAAUUUUCCUCGAAGGUCACACAUUUCUUGUAAGGAACCAUCGAGAAGCCUCCUUGGAGAUCUCACCAGUAACUUUCCUUACUGCUCAGACACUCCUGAUGGACCUUGGCCAGUUUCUACUGUAUUGUCAUAUCUCUUCCCACCAACAUGAUGGUAUGGAAGCUUAUCUCAAAGUAGACAGUUGCCCAGAGGAACCCCAACUACGGAUGAAAAAUAUUGAAGAAGAUGACUAUUACGAAGAUCCUUAUGACUCUGACAUGGACAUUGUCAGGUUAGAUGACAACUACUCUCCUCCCGUUCUCCAAAUCCGCUCAGUUGCCAAAAAGCAUCCUAAAACGUGGGUGCACUAUAUUGCUGCUGAAGAGGACGAUUGGGAAUAUGCUCCCUCAGGCCCCACCUCCAGUGACACAAGUUAUAAAAGUCUGUAUUUGAAAAAUGGUCCUCAGCAGAUUGGCAGGAAGUACAAAAAAGUCCGAUUUAUGGCAUACACAGAUGAAACAUUCACAACUCGUGAAGCUAUUCAGUAUGAAUCAGGAAUCCUGGGACCUUUACUUUAUGGAGAAGUUGGAGAUACACUGUUGAUUAUAUUUAAGAAUCAAGCAAGCCGACCAUAUAACAUCUUCCCUCACGGAAUCACUGAUGUCACUCCUUUGCACUCAGGGAGACUGCCAAAAGGUGUGAAACAUCUGAAAGAUAUGCCAAUUCUGCCAGGAGAGACAUUCAAAUAUAAAUGGACAGUGACUGUAGAAGAUGGGCCAACUAAAUCAGAUCCUCGGUGCCUGACCCGGUAUUACUCAAGCUUCGUUAAUCUAGAGAGAGAUCUAGCUUCAGGACUCAUUGGCCCUCUCCUCAUCUGCUACAAAGAAUCUGUAGAUCAAAGAGGAAACCAGAUGAUGUCAGACAAGAGAAAUGUCAUCCUGUUUUCUGUAUUUGAUGAGAAUCAAAGCUGGUACCUUACAGAGAAUAUGCAGCGCUUCCUCCCCAAUGCAGAUGGAGUGCAGCCUCAGGAUCCAGAGUUCCAACUCUCCAACAUCAUGUACAGCAUCAAUGGCUAUGUUUUUGAUAGCUUGCAGCUGUCCGUUUGUUUGCAUGAGGUGGCAUACUGGUACAUUUUAAGUGUUGGAGCACAGACUGAUUUCCUUUCUGUCUUCUUCUCUGGAUAUACCUUCGAACACAAACUGGUCUAUGAAGACACACUUACCCUAUUCCCAUUCUCAGGAGAAACUGUCUUCAUGUCCAUGGAAAACCCAGGUGUGUGGGCUCUGGGCUGCCACAACUCCGACUUUCGGAACAGAGGCAUGUCAGCCUUACUGAAGGUUUCUAGUUGUGACAGAAAUACUGGUGAUUAUUAUGACGACAUAUAUGAAGAUAUUCCAACUUCCCUGCUGAAUGAAAACCAUGUCAUUGAACCCAGAAGCUUCUCCCAGAAUACAAGGCACCCUAGCACUAGGCAAAAACAAUCCAAAGCCACUAUGACUCCAGAAAAUGAUGUAGAGAAGACUGGCCCUUGGUCUGGAGAGAGAGCACAGCUGCUUCAAGUACAAAGCAUCUCCUCUAGCGAUUUGUUGAUGCUCUCGGGACAGAAUCCUACUCCACAUGGAUUAUCCUUAUCUGAUCUUCAAGAAGCCACAUAUAAGGCUGAUUAUCAUUUACCUGGAGCAACAGAAAGAAACAAGCGCCCAUCUGAAGGGGCACAUCUCAGACCAGAGCUUCGUAAGAGUGGGGACAGAGGAUUUACUCCUGAGCCAGAACUACAAUUAAGAGUAAAUGAAAAUGUGGGGAGCACUCUAACAGUAGAGUUGAAGAAAGGUGAUUUUAAAAUUUCCAGCUUGUCAAACUAUCUAAUGACUUCACCAACAAUUCCAUCAGAAAAGUUGGCAGCAGGUACUGAAAAGACAGGUUCCUUACGACCCUCAAAUAUGCCAACUCACUUUAGUAGUCAAUUAGGCACCACUGUAUUUGGCAAAAAUUCAUCUCACCUUAUUGAGUCGGGUGUACCUUUGGGCUUGAGGAAAGGAGAUGACGAAUCCAAGUUGUUAGAAGUAGCUUUAAUGAAUAGUCAAGAAAGUUCACCGGGAGAAAAUAUAUUGUCAAUGAAGAGUGACAGGUUAUUUAAAGAGGAAAGAGCUCAUGGAUCUGCUUCAUUGACCAAAGGUAAUUCUUUAUUCAAAGUUAAUACCUCAUUGGUAAAGACAAACAAGUCACCAGUGAACUCAACAACUAACAGAAAAACUCACACUGAUGGCCCAACAUUAUUAAUUGAGAAUAAUACAUUGGUCUGGCAAGACAGUGUAUUAAAAAGUAAUGCUGAGUUUCAAGAAGUGACUCCUUUGAUUCAUGAUGAAAUGUUUAUGGACAAAAACACUACAGCUUUGGGGCUAAAUCAUGUGUCAAAUAAAACUAUGUCAUCAAAAAAUAUGGAAAUGGUCCACCAAGAAAAAGAGGGUCCUGUACCAAUAGGUGCAGAAAAACCAGAUAGAUCACUCUUCAAGAUGCUGUUCUUGCCAGAUUCAGCAAAUUGGAUAAAAAGGACCCAGGGCAACAACUCCUUAAGCUCUGAGCAAAGGCCUGGUCCAAAGCAAUCCACAUCUUUAGAAUCAGAAAAAUCUGUGAAGGAUCAGAAUUCCUUGUCAGAGAACAAUACGGUGUUUGUAGAAGAGGAUGAAUUUACAAGGGACACAGGCCUCAAAGAGGUGAUUUCUCCAAAGAGCAAGAGCAUAUUUCUUACUAACUUGACUAAUGUCCAAGAAAAUGAUACAUACAACCAAGAAAAAAAAUCCCAGGAAGAGAUUCAAAGGAAGGAAAAAGUAAUCCAAGAGAACGUAGUCUUGCCUACAGUGUAUACAGGCACUAAGAAUUUCCUGAAGAAUCUUUUCUUACUAAGCUCUAAGCAAAAUGUAGUUGGUGUAGAUGAGGAGACAUAUACUCCGAUAUUUCAAGACACCAGGUCAUUAAAUGAUUCAGCAAAUAGAGCAGGGAAUCACAUGGCCCAUUUCUCAAAAAUAAGGGUGGAAACCAAUGUGGAAGGCUUGGGGAAUCAGACAAGGCAAAUGGUAGAGAAGUAUCAAAGCACCACAAGGAUAUCUCCUAAUCCAAGUCAGCGGAAUGCCAUGGAUCAACGUGGUAAGCGGGCUUUGAAACAGUUCAGCUCUCCGAAAGAGGAAACAAAGCUCAAAAUGGGGGUGAUUUUGAAUGACACCUCAACCCAGUGGUCCAAAAACAUGAACUAUCUGACCCAGGGCACUCUCACACCAAUAGAGUACAAUGAGAAGGAGAAAGGGGCCAUUACUCAGUCCCUCAUAGAUGAUUCCAUGAGGAGUCAUGGCAUCAUUCAAAUGGAUGGCUCUGCAUUACCUGUUGCAAAGGUAUCAGCACUUCCAUCAAUUAGACCUACAGAUCUGACUAAGAUCCCAUCCCAAGACAACUCUUCUCAUCUUCUAGCAUCAGCCUAUAGUUAUACCUUCAGGGAGAGAAGUUCUGGGGCCCAAGAAAGCAAUCAUUUCUUACAAGGAGCCAAAAGAAAUCUUUCUUUAGCCUUCCUAACCUUGGAAAUGAUUGGUGGUCAAGAAAAGAUCAGCUCCCUGGGGGAAGGUGCUACAAACCCACUCAUACACAAGAAACUUGAGAACACUGUUCUCUUGAAACCAGGCUUGUCUAAAGCAUCUGGCCAAGUUGAAUUACUUCCUAACGUUCAUGUUCAUCAGGAAAACUCUUUCCCUACAAAAACUAGUAAUGCUUCUCCUGGCUACGUGGAUCUCAUCGAAGAGAUCUUCCUUCAGACAACACAGGAACCUGUUCAAUUGAAUCAAGUAAAUAGACCUGGCAAAGUGCCCUUUCUGAAAUGGACAACUGAAAGCUCUGAAAACACUCCCUUCAAGCUGCUGGUUCCUCCUGGUUGGGACAGUCAAUAUGCUACCCAGAUACCAAGAGAAGAGUGGAAAUCCCAAGAGAAGUCACAAAAAGACAUAGCUUUUAAGACAACAGACACCAUUUCACCCCUAGACCCCCGUGAAAACAAUCAUUCAAUACCGGCAAUAAAUGAAGGACAAGAUAAGGCCCAAAGAGAAGCCACCUGGGCAAAGUUAGGAGGGACUGGAAGGUUGUCCUUUCAGAGCCCACCAGUCUUGACAGGCCAUCAAAGGGAAAUCCCCCUGACUACGCCUCAGCCAGACGAAGACAAAACUGACUAUGAUGAUACCUUCUCAACUGAAAUGAAGAGAGAAGAUUUUGACAUUUAUGGUGAGGAUGAAAACCAGGGCCCCCGCAGCUUUCAAAAGAGAACACGACACUAUUUCAUUGCUGCAGUGGAGCGGCUCUGGGAUUAUGGAAUGGGUAAAUCCCUCUAUGCACUAAGGAACAGGGCUCAGAGUGGAAGUGUCCCUCAGUUCAAGAAGGUGGUUUUCCAGGAAUUCACUGAUGGCUCCUUCACUCAGCCCUUAUAUCGUGGAGAACUAAAUGAGCACCUGGGACUCUUGGGGCCCUGUAUCAGAGCAGAAGUCGAAGACAAUAUCAUGGUAACUUUCAAAAACGAGGCCUCUCGUCCCUACUCCUUCUAUUCUAGCCUUAUUUCUUAUGAGGAAGAUGAGAGCCAAGGAGCACAACCUAGACAAAAGUUUGUCAAACCUAAUGAAACGAAAAUUUACUUCUGGAAAGUACAACAUCAUAUGGCACCUACUAAAGAUGAGUUUGACUGCAAAGCCUGGGCUUAUUUUUCUGAUGUUGAUCUGGAACGAGACAUGCACUCAGGCCUAAUUGGACCUCUUCUGAUCUGCCGCACGAACACACUGAACCCUUCUCAUGGGAGACAAGUGACAGUGCGGGAAUUUGCUCUGUUUUUCACUAUUUUUGAUGAGACCAAGAGCUGGUACUUCACUGAAAACAUGGAAAGGAACUGCAGGGCUCCCUGCAAUAUCCAGAUGGAGGACCCUGCUUUUAAACAAAAUUAUCGCUUCCAUGCAAUCAAUGGCUAUGUGAUGGAUACUCUACCUGGUUUAGUAAUGGCUCAGGAUCAAAGGAUUCGAUGGUAUCUGCUCAGCAUGGGCAGCAACGAAAACAUCCAUUCCAUUCAUUUCAGUGGACACGUAUUCACUGUACGGAAGAAAGAGGAGUAUAAAAUGGCGGUCUACAACCUCUAUCCAGGUGUUUUUGAGACAGUGGAAAUGCAACCAUCCAAAGCUGGAAUCUGGCGGAUAGAAUGCCUUAUUGGUGAACACCUACAAGCUGGGAUGAGCACUCUUUUUCUGGUGUAUAGCAAGAAGUGUCAGACUCCUCUGGGAAUGGCUUCUGGACGCAUUAGAGAUUUUCAGAUUACAGCUUCAGGACAAUAUGGACAAUGGGCCCCGAAGCUGGCCAGACUUCACCAUUCUGGAUCAAUCAAUGCCUGGAGCACCAAGGAUCCCUUUUCCUGGAUCAAGGUGGAUCUCUUGGCACCAAUGAUUAUACACGGCAUCAUGACCCAGGGUGCCCGUCAGAAAUUCUCCAGCCUGUACAUCUCUCAGUUUAUCAUCAUGUACAGUCUUGAUGGCAGUAAGUGGCAGAGUUAUCGAGGGAAUUCCACUGGGACCUUAAUGGUCUUCUUUGGCAAUGUGGAUUCAUCUGGGAUAAAACACAAUACUUUUAACCCUCCAAUUAUUGCUCGGUACAUCCGUUUGCACCCGACACACUAUAGCAUCCGCAGCACUCUUCGCAUGGAGUUGAUGGGCUGUGAUUUAAACAGCUGCAGCAUUCCAUUGGGAAUGGAGAAUAAAGCAAUAUCAGAUGCACAGAUUACUGCCUCAUCUUACUUGAACAAUAUGUUUGCUACCUGGUCUCCUUCACAAGCCCGACUUCACCUCCAGGGGAGGACUAAUGCCUGGAGACCCCAGGUGAAUAAUCCAGAAGAGUGGCUGCAAGUGGACUUCCAGAAGACAAUGAAAGUUACAGGAAUAACUACCCAGGGGGUGAAAUCUCUGCUUACCAGCAUGUAUGUGAAGGAGUUCCUCAUCUCCAGUAGUCAAGAUGGCCAUAACUGGACUCCAUUUCUUCAGAAUGGCAAAGUAAAGGUUUUUCAGGGAAAUCAAGACUCCUUCACACCUGUUCUGAACUCUCUAGACCCACCGCUAUUGACACGCUACCUUAGGAUUCACCCACAGAGCUGGGUGCACCAGAUUGCCCUACGGCUGGAGGUUCUGGGCUGCGAGGCACAGCAGCUGUACUGAGCACGACAAGAAAUAAAGUAUGGGACCUUGGGCAUUUUCAAGGGAAUAGUUCUGAGAUCUUCAGAAAUUCUCCUAAUCCAAUAAAACCACUAUAACGUAGAAUUCCCUCCAUAAAAUGUAGUAAAAUACAAUUGUUUAUGUAGUAUACAGUCUUAUAGGAUUGUUUUAAGUGCCCUCCCAGCCCUAUUAACAUGGUGCCCCCAGAAUAAACAACCAUCCCACUCUGGCCUAGACUGACCUGGUUUUAGCAAAGCCCUGGCAGUCCUCUUGCCCCUCCGUCCAGGGCCAGGCCAUUUGCUAACUCCAGUCCAGCAGCCCUCCCAGACUUGCCUUCUACCUCUGAGCCUGGCCUCUGGGUUACUUCCUGCUCCAUGCUGCCACCAGUGCCAUCAUUUUUCUAUAUAUUUAAACUAUACAGUCCAAACAGAUGCUGCCCGAAGCCUUCCAAACUAAUUAUCAUUAUUCUUGUGUUUUCUGGGAGUGUUGCACCCUAUUUAACUCUUGAGCAUUUGCUGCAGCUUCUCCCAGAUUGGUCCUUCCUUGUAAUGUAGUUAGGCAAUAAGAAAUGAGGAAACCCAUCUGGAAAGCAUUGUCCUCCUGACAAAUUAAGUCUCUCACACAGCCACCACUUCUUCUUUUGUAGAAAAACAAUGUGUUUAAAGUUGGCAGAUGAUAUUCAUGAUGUAAACAUUUCAGAUUAGGCUUCGUACAUUUAAAAUAAUACUCUCACUUUUGAAUUAUCCUUGUCAAGCCAUGGAACAAAACAUAUUUGGGGAUCAUAUCACCACAGCCUUGAAGUUAAAAGGCAAGUCAUUUGGACAAUCUGCAAAAUGGAGAUAAUACAAGAACUACUACAUUAAAGUCUAUUUUUUGCCUCCUUAAGGACAGAAAUAAUUAUCUAAUUCAGUCAUCUGGGGGCAUUGCUAGUGGUACAUUCUUAUCUCAAAAUCUAUUGUUCGUAAACUGAGUCUCAUUGUGGGAUUCAAGAGCCUCCAAAUCCCCUGAAUUAGAUACAACAUUAUGAAUGAAUGUGUGCAUUUUUCUGGCAAGAGUGUCCAAAGAUUUAAUAAGAUUUUAAUGGAAGAAUGGUUUUAAAAAUCUCAGAAGGAUGUAGAAAUAAAACCAUUUAUUUGGUCUUAAUUCUAAUCAACGACAACAAAAUAGGUUAGGGUUAGAAAAGUAUUGGGAACCUUGAAAUAAAAUGACAAUGUCCCCUUAAAAUGGUGGUGGCCAAGAAGGUAAUAAUUAUGAUAGGCUUCUCAAGGACAUAUUUUUAAUAUUUCCACAGAAAAAAUGAGGAAAAUCCAUGGCUAUCUGGGAUAAGAGAUACAACAUCAUAAUUCUAAUAAUGCAUUCAUUUUACUCCCUCUGUCAGCUAAUUUCCUGCUACAAUGACACAACAGAAAUGUAACAGGGAAAUUCUAUACCAGAAUUGAAAAGUAGAAUCCCACUAACAUAGUUGAAAUACCAAGAAGUCAGAAGAAAAUUGAGCUGGUGAAAGCAGAGAGAAAACACCCCAGUUUACCAAUUCUACCCACAAGAGGAACCCCCAUCUGCUACAUGGCUGAUAGAUAAGGUUUUGAAGAGUUUACUGCUUCUUACAUGUGCCCACCCCCUUCACUAUGACACACAAACAUCUGGAAACAUCAAGGGGACUAGAAGCAAGGACAAACCAUAGAUCAGGCAGAAGAAACAUCCAAAGUUUACAAUUCAGGGCAAUUUGAAAACAGGAGUUCUUAGGAUAAGAGAAAAAUUCAGUGCAAUAUCAGAAAAGGCAAGAGAAUAGUUUUUUGUUUUGUUUUGUUUUCUAUGCAAGAGCAUUUUCUAAUAAUCCUGCUUGACCCUGAUCUGACCCUUUUGGGGACUGUACCAUAGCUGUCACAGUAUAAUCACAAUCCACAACUAAUUAAGGUGCAAAUGGUUUAUAGUCUUAUAAGAUUCUGUUAAGGUUAGAGGUUAAUUUACAGAAAUCAAUAAGUUGUUUUGCUUUAUAGUUUCAUAGAGAACUUAACCCCAAAGGUGAUAUGGUUUUAUUUUCUGCAAAAGGUUAAACACUCUUAUCUCUAAUUUAAUAAUCUUGUUUUGACAUUUUUUUCCCAUUGACUAUACGUAUACAUCUCUGUUUCUCACAUGUCCUCGGAACCAGCUCUUUUGUCUUCAUGCCGAUUUCCUCAAUAAGUGGUUAAAUAAAAC